Molecule: messenger RNA, 1336 nt
Organism: Hippocampus comes (tiger tail seahorse)
Lineage: Eukaryota; Metazoa; Chordata; Actinopteri; Syngnathiformes; Syngnathidae
Gene: stx19
Product: syntaxin 19
Exons: 5
Coding region: 320-1231 (303 amino acids)
Biological process (GO): intracellular protein transport; synaptic vesicle fusion to presynaptic active zone membrane; exocytosis
Cellular component (GO): endomembrane system; presynaptic active zone membrane; synaptic vesicle
Molecular function (GO): SNARE binding; SNAP receptor activity
Source: RefSeq, a predicted model, not a curated record
CCGCAGUCUGCUCCUUUCCUAGUGGCUAUAUCCAGGCCUUCGUCAAAAGGAAGGGAGGUGCUCCAAGAGACUUCCUCAAAAGUUUCCUAGACUUGUGUGUGUGUGUAACUUUUCCCAUGAGUGUUGUAGAGGAGCUGGUGGCUGCUAUCAAGAGCUCAAACAUGCCAAUGAAUGUGAGAUUUGAAGAUAACAAAUGUCAGAGUGGUUACAACGGAUUAUAAUCUCGGACACAUCUGGGUAGGACAACUCAAGUGACAUCUUAAAAUGGAAUACUGACUUUCUAAGGUUUUUGUUCUAUAGGCUCCAGUGCUCCACCACAAUGAGAGACCGCUUAAAAGAAUUACUCGAGAGGACUCAGGAGUUUCCGGAUGGGGGAAGUCUGAGUUCCAACCCCCAGUCUGAGGAUGAGUUUGACACUGGCAAGUCUGUGGUUGUCGGUGUCAUAACACCAGAGGCUGUCCUGUUUGAGGAGGAGCCAGUCAUCGACAAUUUCCUGUCGGAGGUUCAGCAAAUCCGAAAUGAUAUUGUUACACUGGAGACUGAGGUCCUUAAAUUCAGCCAACAGCAGAAGAUGUUGGUUGCAACUAUGCGGCGUUUUAGUAUCAUGAAAAAGGAGAGCAGCAUAACAAGGGACAUCAAGCUUCAAGCUGAGAGCAUCCACCGACGUCUGGACAAGCUUUCCAAACAAGUGCAAAAAACAGAAGAGCAGCAGGGUCCUGCUGCUGUUACAACGAGAAUACAACGUUCCCAGCAUGCAGCCAUUUAUCUCAAAUUCCAGCAGGUAAUGCGGCAGUAUAAUGAAGGACUGUUGACCAAGCAGGAGCGCUGUAAGCACUUCAUUAUCCGGCAGCUGGAAGUCUCGGGAAGGGAUAUGACCGAAGCGGAGGUGAACGAGAUGGUCGCCACCGGAAAAUGGGAAGUCUUCAAUGAGAACCUGUUAAAUGAUGUCAGAAUCACUCGGUCCCAACUAUCUGAGAUUGAACAGCGGCACAAGGAGUUGUUGAGCCUUGAAAGCAAUAUGAAUGAGCUGAGGGACCUCUUCAUGGACAUUUUCAUGCUCGUGGAGGAACAGGGGACCCGCAUUGAGCACAUACAGACCAAUGUCGAGAGGACCCAGGAUUACGUGGCAGCCUCUAAUGAGAAGUUCAAGUUGGCCGCCCGGUACAAAAAAAAGAACCCUCUUCGUCAGAUUUGCUGCUGCUGUUGCCCUCCCUGGAAAUGCUGCUUUUAAAGUUCUAUGAAUUGGAAUCCGGCAUCUUGUAUUUAAAGUGGCUCCCUUACCUGUUAGGAGUAAACAACAUUGGAAUCGAGUGCCAUUAAAGUGAAGGUUAUGGUA